AGCAAAAUAGUUCUGAAUGGCUAUCUCUGCUUCAUCCCUUACCCCCAGAACUUGUCCUUGCUUUGUCUAUUGAGUCGCUUCGGCCCCAACUCGGAGACCUGGGGUUUGUUGGUGGAUUUGAGUGGGAUUGGGAGGUCUUGGAUACUGUUCGAAUGCUAGCGAUAUGAGACUUGUGGGUAGUGCUUAUGGGUUUCUAAAGGAACGAGGGUUCUUGCCCAAUUUUGGAAGGUUCAGCGGUAUAGGUACUUUUUUUUUUAUUAAUUCCUGCAAAGGGUGUUCCUUUUAUAUGUUUUGGUUUUGCCAUUUUUUUUUGUCCGCAUUCCACAGUUAAUGAUUUCGCAGUGAACUUGAAAAGGAGUGGGCUUUGCAAUUGUCCCUCUCUGGAUGGGCCAAGAGACGUUACACCAAGUGUGUUGAAGUCCUCUACUGGUUUAGAUAAUUAGAUGGUACCUUUGUUUUAAUUUUUAUGAAUUUGCCUAAGUUCUUAACGUUGUUGCAUCGUCUUGAUUUGAACUAGUUUGCAUAUAGAAGUUUUUGCAGCUUCAGCAGAAUGCGUAAUUUUAGAUAAUUUUAGAUAAUUGGGAUUGGAAUAAUGUAUGUCGUUCUAUUGUUUUUUGGUUGUUUUACGGUGGUUGGUAUUCUAGCAGUUUUUUUUAUCUAAGAAAUUUAAAGUAAAAUUUCAUUGAAAUAGUUAUGGAUUACCUUUUCCUCUUUCAGUUUCUAAAUUUUCUCCAAAAAAGCGGGGUUCUUCGAGAACCUCAAGCAUUGCAGUGGUUGCUCUUCUGGGUAGAGUCUCUUAUCUGCUUUCUCAAGGGAUUGAUGUCAGACCUAACCUUGCUACCAUACUGGGCCUAGCCUUUUUAGACUCUUUAACUUCCUUGGCGGUACAUGUUUAGCUUUAAUCUCUCAAGUUACUGGCCUCCGUAUAGGCAUCUGAUUCUAGUUCAUGAAGCAGGCCACCUGCUUGUUGCAUACCUUAUGGGUUGCCCAAUUCGUGGAGUGAUUUUAGAUCCAAUUGCUGCAAUGCAGAUGGACAUCCAAGGCAGGCCCAAACUCCCCAUUUUUCUACAGGCUGGAACUCAGUUUUGGGAUGAGAAAAUGAGUAAUGAGCUGGCUGAAGGACGAUCUACCUUCGGCAGGUACAGCAUGGUGCUCUUUGCUGGUAUCGCAGCUGAAGCUCUGGUUUAUGGGGAGGCUGAGGAUGGGGAGAAUGACGAAAACAUGUUUUGCAGCAUCUUUGUCCUUCUGCAACCCCCAUUGUCCAUAGCUCAGGCACACUCAUCAAGCGGCUGUCACAGCUUUGGAAAGAGGGGCUAGUCUUAGUAUUGUAAUUAUGAGAUUUGAGGAAGCCUUCCGCUGUCACUCCCAUUCCAAAUCGAGCAAAAAUAAAAAAUCCAUGCUGCAUUGCUCCGUGGAGGAUUUCAGUCCAUUUGAAGUGGUAUCAAUCACCAAUCAACACCGACUCUUGUU
This is a messenger RNA of Rubroshorea leprosula, 1470 nucleotides long. Lineage: Eukaryota; Viridiplantae; Streptophyta; Magnoliopsida; Malvales; Dipterocarpaceae. The record is from the annotation of a GenBank genome assembly.